GUAGACCCUGCCGAGCCGGUCGAGGUAGCUGUCGACUCAGGUGCUGAGUCUGGGGGUGCUGAGUCUGGGCAUGCUGAGCCUAGGGGUGCUGAGCUUGGGCGUGUGGCGACUGAGGGUGCUGUGUCUGGAGGUACUGAGCCUGCGCGUGCUGCGUCCGGAGCUUCUGGAGGUGCUGCUGGUGCUGGUGCUGCUGGUGGUGCUACUGGUGCUGGGGGUGCUGCUGGUGCUUCUGGUGGUGCUGCUAGAGCUGGAGGUACUGCUGGAGGUGCUGCUGGUGCUGGAGGUGCUGCUGGAGGUGCUGCUGGUGCUGGCGGUGCUGCUGGAGCUUCUGGAGGUGCUGCUGGUGCUGGUGCUGCUGGAGGUGCUGCUGGUGCUGGUGCUGCUGGAGGUGCUGCUGGUGCUGCUGGAGGUGCUGCUGGUGCUGGAGGGUGA
Molecule: messenger RNA, 432 nt
Organism: Closterium sp. Naga37s-1
Lineage: Eukaryota; Viridiplantae; Streptophyta; Zygnematophyceae; Desmidiales; Closteriaceae
Source: the annotation of a GenBank genome assembly